Messenger RNA from Chenopodium quinoa (quinoa), 1341 nucleotides. RefSeq lists its product as uncharacterized. Bases 1 to 1341 code for a protein of 446 amino acids. The transcript has a single exon. Lineage: Eukaryota; Viridiplantae; Streptophyta; Magnoliopsida; Caryophyllales; Amaranthaceae. The record is from RefSeq and is a predicted model, not a curated record.
AUGGGAGAGAAUCCUCCUCAACCAUUGUUAAGAGACUAUGACCACCCCAACGCAUUCCAACUUCGGAGUGGCAUACGUCUUCCCACCACGAAUGCAAACAACUUUGAGCUUUCACCUCAACUCAUCCGCAUGAUUCAAAGCGAUCAAUUUGGGGGUAGUCCUUAUGAGUGUCCUUUUGCUCAUUUGGACAAUUUUCUUGAAUUGUGUACAACUAUCAAGCAAAACAACAUUUCGGAAGAGUUUAUUCGGAUGCACAUGUUUCAAUUCUCCCUUCGAGACAAAGCAAAGCAUUGGUUGAGAACGGUUGAAGAGGGAUCGUUGAGUACUUGGGAUGAGGUGACUAGAGCUUUUCUUGGGAAGUAUUGCCCUCCCGAGAAAACCGCUGAAUUAAGACGGAAGAUCACAAACUUCAACCAAGAGGUUGAUGAAACUUUGAGUGAAGCAUGGGAGCGGUUCAAAGAUUAUACUAGAGCAUGCCCUCACCACGGUUUCACCUCAUGGAUCAUAGUGCAAAGCUUCUAUGAUGGUCUUACUCCUACCUCAAGGGCUAACCUUGAUUCGGGAGCCGGAGGUAGCCUUAAAAAGCUAUCGGUUGACGAGGCCUACAAAAUGAUUGAGGAAGUGGCUAAGCAUUAUGCUUAUGGAGGUGAUAAAAGGCAAGGUCAACCCAAGAAGGGCGGUAAGCAUGAUCUUGAAGUAAUAGAUCUUAUUGCUUCAAAGGUUAAUAUGUUAGCUCGAAAGCUAGAUCAAGUGAACAAUGUGCCUGGUAGCUCCUCCCCACAAGUCAUGUCUUGUGAGACUUGUGGAGGAAAUGACCACUUGGCAUCCUAUUGCAACACUACAACGGAGCAUGUGGCUUCACUUGGUAGGAAUGAUCCUUACUCCCAAACUUUUAACCAAGGUUGGAAACAACAUCCAAAUUUUGGGUGGAAACAACCCAAUCAAGCUCCCCCUCCUCAAAACAAUUACAACCAAGCUCCUCCUUACAAUCAACCCUCUCCACAACAACAAGCUCCCUAUCGCCACCCCAAUCAAAGAGACAAUGUCCAACAAAGACCCCAAUACAAUCAAGCCCCUCCUCCUCCAAAAUCCAACAUUGAAUCCGUUUUGGAAACCUUCAUGACCCAACAAAUCAAGAUCAAUGGGGAAGUUAGUAGCUCAAUUCAACAACUCCAAGCACACAAUAAGAUGAUUGAAAGUCAAUUAUCUCAAAUUGCACAACAAGUUGGGUGCACCUCUAACCCCGGUGGUCAAUUUCCAAGCACAACGGUAAUGAAUCCAAAAGAGCAAGCGAAAUCAAUCACCUUGAUUAUGGAAGGGGGUAUGAAACUCCAAUUAUGA